ACCUCUCUGUCGCUCCCCCCGCAACUGUGUCUCAUGUCGUCCUUCUUCACUCUUCCCGCCUCACAGCGGAAGAGGAAGCGACCCGAAAAUAACUCCACCGCAUCACGAUCAAAAUCACAGAAAGAAGGCAAAUCUCGCCCGUCACGAGACGAAUCCAUUUCCGGCAGCGAUGUGUCCGACGAUGAUGUUCCCCGCGACGAUGGACCAGCGCAAUCCUCCUCUGACGAAGACGAGGAGUUUUUCGACGAAGAUCCAGCCGCCAAACGAAUUCGCCUAGCCGAGCAAUAUCUCGCCAAUACACGAAAGGAAGUUGAGGAAGAAGUCGGAUUCGAUGCGAAAGAUGUGGAUCAGGAGAAUUUGCGACGCCGCAUGGGUGACAGAUUGAAGGAGGAUACUGCCGAGACGAAGGGAAAGCUGUACCGCUGGAUUGCUUCGGACUUCGACUGGAGUAAAGCAACGAGAUCACAAUUUCGACACCACCAAAAGCCACUGACUGGCGUCGCUGUUGCCGCUGGCUUCGCAUACACAGUCGGCAAGGAUUCAAUCCUCGUCAAGUGGAGAUUGGCUCCCCCUCCCGCCGCCGACGACCCUCCGAACCGAUCUCGAAAGCCCACGAAACUCCUCGUCUCCCAACCUUUCGGCAAACCGACCGCCAAUGCAAAUGCAAUCCGCCACACUUCCGCAGUCCGAUGUAUAGCUGCUUCACAAGACGGCAAAUUCGUUGCCACCGGCGCGACAGAUUCAUCCCUGAUCGUAUGGGAAGCUCAAACACUCAAGCCGCUCAAACUCUUCCCUCACCACCGCGAUGCCGUCCUCUCUCUCUCCUUUCGUCGCGGCACAAAUCAGCUCUUCUCCGCCUCUCGCGAUCGUACAGUCAAGAUCUGGUCAUUAGACGAACUCGCAUACGUGGACACACUGUUCGGACAUCAAGACGAGGUCGUGGACGUCUCCGCUCUGGCGGAGGAGAUCUGCUUUACAGUCGGUGCUCGAGAUCGCACUGCUCGACUGUGGAAAGUCGUGGAAGAGACACAGCUGGUAUUCCGAGGUGGAGGAGCUCCCAGACAUGUCAACCCGUACGACUCGCGACCCUUGUCGCAUGAAGGCUCACUCGACCGGAUAGCGUGUAUCGACAAUGAGAUCUUCGUCACAGGGGCGGACAAUGGUUCAAUAGCGCUGUGGAAUGUACACAAGAAGAAGCCGGUGCAUAUCAUCCCUCUGGCGCAUGGUCUUGAUCCGCCUCCGCCAUUGGACGAGAUUUCGGCGGAGGAGUUCCCGGAGGAGAAGGAAAGAGGUCAGCCGAAGGCGAGGUGGAUUACAGCGUUGCGAACGAUACCCUUUUCGGAUGUGUUUGUCAGUGGGAGCUGGGAUGGUUUUGUACGAGUCUGGAGGAUCAGCAAAGAUCGGAGGAAGAUCGAGUCGUUGGGCAGAAUAGGGGUCAGCAUUGAUGGGGAUGACGUCGAGGCUGGCCUGGUGAAUGGCGAGCGAGAAGCAGCGACGGGUGUUGAAGAGGAUGAUGGCGUGGAAAAGUCAAUACCGGGAAUUGUGAAUGAUCUGGCGAUUGUGGAUGUGGGCGAGAGAGGAAAGAGCGGAGUCGUGGUUCUUGCGGCUGUCGGCAAGGAGUUGAGGGCGGGACGAUGGAAGGUGGAUAAGGAAGGAAAGAAUUGUGGUGUGCUGUUCGAGAUACCAAGGAGAACUGUCGAGAAGGGAGGAGAUGUGGAGGCGGAUGCAGAGGAGGAUGUGUUGGUCAAUGGUCAUGCUGAGGACGGCUUCGAAGGUUUCGAUUGA
Messenger RNA from Zymoseptoria tritici IPO323, 1785 nucleotides. RefSeq lists its product as uncharacterized. The transcript has a single exon. Gene Ontology annotation, molecular function: snoRNA binding; protein binding. The record is from RefSeq and is a predicted model, not a curated record. Bases 34 to 1785 code for a protein of 583 amino acids. Lineage: Eukaryota; Fungi; Ascomycota; Dothideomycetes; Mycosphaerellales; Mycosphaerellaceae. Gene Ontology annotation, cellular component: small-subunit processome.